Molecule: messenger RNA, 1590 nt
Organism: Sapajus apella (tufted capuchin)
Lineage: Eukaryota; Metazoa; Chordata; Mammalia; Primates; Cebidae
Product: epiplakin-like
Exons: 1
Biological process (GO): intermediate filament bundle assembly; wound healing
Cellular component (GO): cytoplasm; keratin filament; membrane
Molecular function (GO): structural molecule activity; keratin filament binding
Source: RefSeq, a predicted model, not a curated record
GUGCCCGCCAAGGACGAGCCGGGCCGCCAGGAGAAGAUGAGCAUCUACCAGGCCAUGUGGAAGGGCGUGCUGCGGCCCGGCACGGCCCUGGUGCUGCUGGAGGCGCAGGCGGCCACCGGCUUCGUCAUCGACCCCGUGCGCAACCUGAGGCUGUCCGUGGAGGAGGCCGUGGCCGCGGGCGUGGUGGGCGGCGAGAUCCAGGAGAAGCUGCUGUCGGCCGAGCGCGCCGUCACCGGCUACACCGACCCCUACACCGGGCAGCAGAUCUCCCUCUUCCAGGCCAUGCAGAAGGACCUCAUCGUGCGGGAGCACGGCAUCCGCCUGCUGGAGGCCCAGAUCGCCACGGGCGGCGUCAUCGACCCCGUGCACAGCCACCGCGUGCCCGUGGACGUGGCCUACCGGCGCGGCUACUUCGACGAGGAGAUGAACCGCGUCCUGGCGGACCCCAGCGACGACACCAAGGGCUUCUUCGACCCCAACACGCACGAGAACCUCACGUACGUGCAGCUGCUGCGCCGCUGCGUGCGUGACCCGGACACCGGGCUCUACAUGCUGCAGCUGGCCGGCCGGGGCUCCGCCGUGCACCAGCUGAGCGAGGAGCUGCGCUGUGCCCUGCGUGACGCCCGCGUGACGCCGGGCUCGGGAGCCCUGCGGGGCCAGAGCGUCUCGGUCUGGGAGCUCCUCUUCUACCGCGAGGUGUCCGAGGGCCGGCGCCAGGACCUGCUGAGCAGGUACCGGGCGGGCACGCUGACCGUGGAGGAGCUGGGCGCCACCCUCAUUUCGCUGCUGGCGCAGGCCGAGGCUGAGGCCGGAGCCGGGAGCCCGCCCCCAGACCCCCGGGAGGCCCUGCGCGCGGCCACCAUGGAGGUCAAGGUGGGCCGCCUCCGGGGGCGUGCGGUGCCCGUCUGGGACGUGCUGGCGUCCGGCUACGUGAGCGGGGCCGCCCGGGAGGAGCUGCUGGCCCAGUUUGGCUCGGGGACGCUGGCCUUGCCCGCGCUGACCCGCCGGCUGACCGCCAUCAUCGAGGAGGCCGAGGAGACCCCCGGAGGCGGGCAGGAGCGCCAGGACGCCUCGCGUGGCCCUCGGGACCCGGGGCCAGCCGGGCAAGGGGACGGUGAGUCCGGGCGCUCCCCGGACAAGGCCGAGGCCGCCCGCCGCCAGGAGCAGACCCUGCGGGGCGCCACCAUGGAGGUGCAGCACGGGCAGUUCCAGGGGCGGCCGGUCUCCGUGUGGGACGUCCUCUUCUCCUCGUACCUGAGCGAGGCCCGCAGAGACGAGCUCCUGGCCCAGCACGCGGCCGGCGCCCUGAGCCUGCCUGACCUCGUCGCCGUCCUCACCCGGAUCAUCGAGGAGGCCGAGGAGCGGCUCAGCAAGGUGUCCUUCCGUGGCCUGAGGCGCCAGGUGUCCGCCUCCGAGCUGCACACGUCCGGGAUCCUGGGCCCCGACACCCUGCGGGCCCUGGCCCAGGGCACCAAGACCCUGCAGGAGGUGACAGAGAUGGACUCGGUCAAGCGCUACCUGGAGGGCACCAGCUGCAUCGCGGGCGUCCUGGUGCCCGCCAAGGACGAGCCGGGCCGCCAGGAGAAGAUG